This is a messenger RNA of Bipolaris oryzae ATCC 44560, 348 nucleotides long. RefSeq lists its product as uncharacterized. The transcript has a single exon. The record is from RefSeq and is a predicted model, not a curated record. The coding region runs from base 1 to 348 and encodes 115 amino acids. Lineage: Eukaryota; Fungi; Ascomycota; Dothideomycetes; Pleosporales; Pleosporaceae.
AUGGCCGACGAGCAAGGAGGGAUGCGUGGCGUCAAGCGGUUGAUGGUCGAGGCAGGUGGCGGCGCCAUUAUUGGCCAAAUGCGAUGCGGGAGCUCCAAGGAACCCGCCGUAAGAGGUGGCAGGGAUGCGACAGGGCUCGGCAACGCUUGCACGGCUUGUUGCGGGGUGUUGCUGUCAAUGCCGCCUAGUGCGGGUGGUGAGGGGACUAGGUGGUGGUUAGUGGUGGUGGUGAUGGUGACGGUAGUGGUGGUGGUGGUAGCGGGCAUCGGGCAUGGUCAUGGUACUUGGUCUAGUGGUGGUGGGCCGAGGGUGGUAGCGGUACGGCCAGGGUUCGUUGGACAGCGGUAG